AUGGUCUUGGAACAGAACAAUAGUGCCAUGUCGGAGCACAACUCUCAAGGCGUUUCUUCCGGUACGGGUAGUCACCCUGAGUUGGCUUCGGCCCAUUCAAAGAAGAUGUCUUUGGCAAACAAACUCAAGAGACAACGCAAAAUUCGUCAAUCAGGAGCGGAAAGCCCCACUCCCCAGGAAGGUGGACAGUCAGUAGGUUCCAAGAGUCCAGUCAGAGACAAUGGUAUCGUUUAUAACAAGCGAGCGCCCACAGGAAACACCGGUGCAGCUCCCAACAGCACUGCUGAUAAUAAUACUGCAAAUGCUGCUACCCAAAACAAAAAUGCGGGUGGUAGCAGCAGCAUGGGGUCGUCGUUACUCCACAAUAAACGACGUGCCAUGCAAUUAGCAAAGACUCGAAGAGGUCAACCAAGCAACGCGAGACCGACUGCUGGGGCUUCUCCUUUGCCAGCAUCACCAGUUCCUCCUCCAGCGCCACCAGGACCAGUCCAAGCUAACAAUUCUCCUAGUAGACCAGCGCCAGCACCCUCUUCAGCUGCUGAUGGCCCUGCCAAGACGAACAUGACGGAUGCGGGUGGUUAUUCGCCUUAUCGCAAAAUGUCAGCCUCUCGUGUGGGUCUUGCAGAGCCAGCUUUUAACAAUAGCAAGGCUACCCCUGCCAACCAGCCGCCACAACCACAGCAGCAUCAACCACAGAGGCCACAGCAGCAUCAACUUUCCAGCAGCAACAUGCCAGAAAACCACCAGGAAAGCAAUGCGCAACUGCCAGAGUCAGAACCAGCUUCCUUGGAAGAAUCCACGGAUCUUGCUGCCUACUACGACCAUGAUAUGAGUCCUGUCGAAAGUGUGGAAACUGCCGAGUAUCAGCAGUACAAUGAUAGCUACAAGAAUACCCCGACGACAAGCAGAGCUCAUGUUGAAGUCCAGCCAACCCCUGUACCCAACCAAGUGCAAGAAAGGACAGCUCCGCCCCAACCGCGAGCUCCUCCGAUCCUUCCACCGGUAGACCGACAAGAAUAUCCCGCUCGAGGAAGAGAUCAAUCUCGUAGAGCAACGACUCCAGUGGAACCGUCGUCCUUUUCUCGCGGCGUGAAUCAUCGGAGUAAAACGCCUCCUCCUAGACUACCUGUUCCUCCAGUCCAUCAUGAGCUACCUCCCAGCCACCGAAAGGCGCCAUUCCAAGAUGCCCCUAGCAUGAUUAGUCAUCAUGAGGAAAUUGUUCCCUGGGAAAUGGAAGAACAGGAUGUCAUCACCAAGGAUUCAUACGAUGAUCCAGACAUGGACGAUAGGCGCAGUCAAGUAUCCACGGGAAGGUCCGUCAUAAGCAAUGGCGUUGUAGACUACGACGAAUCCAUCAUGAGUUUGGCCCGCUUGGAUAACUUUCGAUCCAAGGCCAACCAGGAAAAGGCUAACAAGCAAACGGUUUACCCUGGAAUGUCGGGAGGCAACGGCAAUAUCAACAGCCAGGAAACCCAGAGUUCGGAAUGCGCCAGCUUGACUGACGUUCCAACGUCUGCCAAAGCGGCCUCGAAGCAAUGGAAGUCUCCGGGCCGAGAUCAGAGGCCAUCGCCAGCGCGAGCUGCUUCCUGGAAGGGAAGGUCCGUAACAGCCAACAAGACUGAAACAACGACAUCGUUUGGUACCAAGCAGAACCGGGGGCAAUCCUUUGGACGUCAACAGCCUCCGUGGAUGAAGUCGCCCAACGCCAAGGCUCCAGAACUGCUGGUCGGGGCAUCACCUACUCCAUCACUCGCGUCUUCAGCUCAGCCAGUUUCACCUGCAAGAUCGGCAUAUUCCUCAGCAUCAAGGUUUGAUAGACCAAGCUCGCCAUUUCUUGCAGUACCCAAGUUCAACUCAUCUCGCAGCGACGUUGGAGUCGAACAUGUCUCGUUACCAAUGAAGGUGAGGCAACCAUCCGUCAAGAGUUGGAAGCCCACUUCUGCCAAGAAGACAACGUUUGCCCCCAAUGGAAGUGCGCCGGCUUCAUCUUCCCACGAGGAAAUACGACCUGGAUCACCCACUCCAACCUGGCCAGUUGAUCAAGAAUCUUGCCCGAACUCGCCCACGCAAUCUGCGACUUCCUCAGAGGCAGAUCUGGCAUCAGCUGGCGGUGUGCCCAAGGCAAGGAAGUGGUCUGCAAAGAAACAGACCCCUUCCUGGAUGAAACGGGCCCCUUCUCCCACCAUUCCAAUGCAAACGCAAAAUCUAAUUCUUCCCAUGUCUCCUAAAAGAGGCUCGGAUAGCGCUUGGAAGAAGGCCUCUGCAAACGAGAGCAAAGAUUUGCAGGAACCGAAACCAAUCGCGACUCAUGCAUCAAAAGCAAAGCAUUUUUCAUCGACCUUGCCGUCGAUUCCCAAGCCUUCCAACGCCACAAGCAAACAAGUGCCAGGAAUUGAAAUGGACGAUCGCGAGCGAUUUCGCCAAGCUGUAUCUCCAAGACGCCACUCGGCAUCACCUGGACAUCCUUCGUGGGUCAAGCCACAAACCAGCGAAUCUGAAGGCAGUGAGCAGCCCAAGCCUGUGACAUCGCCUUCGUUUCCUACCACGAAGACCUGGGCAGUGAAUAAGCAGACCCCUGCUUGGAUGAAAAAAGUCAAAGGUAACGAGGAGCCGGCCGAGAAGCCUCCGCCACCAGUCCCCACCACGAAGGUUUGGUCUUCCAAGAAGCAUACUCCAGCCUGGAUGAAACCUGAUACGGAAUCUGACGCAGCACCUACACCGUCACCGAGGCGCAGCUCUACUCCAUCUUGGAUGAAGCCAAUGCAACCAUCCAUGUCCGGAUCUCCUCCUGUGACUGCUAAAGACAACGUAGUUUCAGGAUCCCCUCAGACUCCUGCAAACAGGAAUAAGCAGGGUAGUGAAGCUGUCAAGUCAUCAGAGACUCCGCCCUCUCCAGCCAGAAACACUGCGAACAAAACUUGGAGAUCUACCACGCCAGCUGUUGGGGAACCGAGGCCAAACCCAUCACCACGUUCCCAAUCAUGGAAGCCACAACAAGUACCAGCAAAUGUUGAGAAACCUCCUGCUACAAGGAAGAUCAGACAUUCAAUUGGUGGUGGUGAAGCCCCAAAGUUGGGUCCCUCGGGAAACAUAGUGAUUAGCAAGCGCUCGCCGUCCCCCAGUGUCGCACAGCUACAAGAGCAGAUUUUUGUUACAAAAUUGGGCGUGAGUGGCGAUUCGGCGGAACAGCGUCGAGGACUAAAACCUAAACCUCAAAAGGGGCCCACUUCACCCUCGCCGCAAGUGAAACAGCUUCAGCAGAUCAUCUUUUCGCCGGACAAGAAGAAGGAAAUGGAUCUCCAGGCCAAAUCAAAUGCAGCGGGCUGGUGGAAGCGCGUGCCCAAUGCCCCGGAAGUGCAGUUAGAGCAGUGCGAGGCGCCGACAUGGAAACAUGAGGGAUCAAAUGCUAGUGCCAGCGAGGAGCAAUCGGAUGUGUCGCCCUCACCAACCAUGAGCUCUGACCCAGCGCCAAAGAAGGGUGUAUGGAAGAAACCUACUACGCUCAACCAUGCAGCGCCCUCAUGGCUCAAGGACGUUGCCGCGUUCCAUGAGAAUUCUCCCAAAGCUAAGCUACCCUCUCAACCGCCAGUUUAUCAGCAACCACAGCAGGAGCAACUGCCCAAGCCGUCAACCCCGACAAGGCCACCAACGCCAACUGACGCCCGUCCCAAGAUGCCAGGAAGCCCCAUGACACGAAAGCCUGACGAUGUGCCACAUUUGGCCCACAGUCCAAUGAAUAGAAAGCAUGUGGCUGUCAACGAGCGUUUGUCUGGCAGCCCCAUGUCGCACAAACUUCCUGAUGAAGGAUCCGCGGAUUUGAUGAUUGUGUCUUCCACGAGUACCACAAGCAGAAACGACGUUGUCGUCCAACAGGAAGACACGAAAUCGUUGAUUCAAAUGGCAGCAGAUUCAGUGCUGAUUGCUGACUACGAGCAAGCCAUGCAACGUGCAGUGGUUACUUCCAAGUCUGAAGAGGAGGACGAGUCUGUUGGCAACAAUGGCAUCAACACAUUACCAAAUGAGCUCCCUCUUGAAUUCCAGAAGGCGCUUACUGAGGAGGAAACUGGAGUGGCCAAGGAGAGCGAAGACUCGAAGGAUCUCGUUGAGGUCCCGCAGCCUACAGAGCACUCUUCUGCUCGGGCAGUCACUGUUACUGUUACCGUGAAUGAAAGCGCACCAGUGAUUUCCAACGAACAAGCACACUACGAACAUGAAUCCAAUGAACAAGCACACUACGAACAUGCACCCUACGAACAUGCACCCUACGAACAUGCACACUACGAACAUGCACCUUUAGCUAAACAGGAAGAAGCCAUGCUGCAUCCAGAGUUGACCAACAACAAACCUCCCGCAAUUGAGGAUACCAUCACAGUACAAGCUGAUCAUCAGAUGGAAGUUGAAGUCCAAAGCCAUUCAAUUCAGGUAGCGAACCCACCCACAACCACAAACGUCGUUGACUCAAAGAGCAAACCAAACAUGGCGGACAGGGCGAAAGCACUUUUGGGUUGGACUGAAAAACGCAAGACUCCCACAAAAUACGAAGAGAUGCAGGGCGAUCCUCAUUUUAUCAGCAAUCACGGAGUCGCUCCCAUUGAUCACCAAAACGAUGGAUUCCAAAACGAUGGAUUCCAAAACGAUGGAUUUCAACAAGGAGGUGCACGCAGUCCAGAUGCUUCCAUGGUUGACAGACACCAUGAUAUGAUGAUGCAGCCUAACUUUGGGGCUCCCGCCGUCGUCGAAAAAGGCAACGAUAAGGUCAAUCAACAAAGCUUUGGGACUUCCACAAGCGUCGAACAUGAUCGUAGUAUGGCCAGUCAGCAAAACUUUGGAACACCAACAAGGCCUGAGAAUGAUUUUGGUAUGGCUCGCUUCGGUACUCCAACCAGAACUGAAAAUCAUAGCAUGGUCAGUCAAACCAGUUUUGGAACAAUGCGACAAGACGAGAAUGGUUUUCCUUGCGUGCAAGAUGAAAGUGGCUUUCCAUGUGCCCAAGAUAACGACGGAUUUCCUUGUGUGCAAGACGAAAACGGCUUUCCUUGUGCACCGCUCACUAGAAACUCGGUACCAGCCACAUUCGGUGCUAGCGAUUUCCAAGCCGAUGCGUUUGGUGACCAGGCGUGGGCUGCAGAAGCAACCGACGAGAAGAAGGACAGCGAAGAACUCUUGAAUUAUUGGCCCCCCGAAAUGGAUCCUUUGAACGAUACAUCGGAGUGGGGUAGUCGAGAUCCCGGCCUUGACUCAGUCCCAAUGGCUUCACCGGAAGCAGUUACAGCGCAAAGCGUUAUUAUGACAGCAGAGAAAAUGCUUCAAAAGUUUGCUCAUUUGGACUUGGACCAAGCAACACCAACCGGCGCUAGUGGACACAUGCAAGGUGUCGCGGCCGAUAAUGGUGUCUCGGCCGAUAAUGAUGCUUGGGUGGAUCGAUCCCGAAGCUCUCGCUCCAAGGAGAAUUAUCAAGCAACCCAGCACGCAGAAGCAGACAUCUGGAACCUCCAGGCGCUAGCGGCUGCUGGUCACCACCAGCACUUGGUUCAGAAGCAGUACGCACAAUCACCCAACCGUGAACUGGGGCAGCACUUCUCCGACGAAGCGGCUUGGAGAUCACCAGAGCGUGGGGCGCCCCCCGCCUCUCCAGCACACGAACCAGUGGCCAUGGCGGACCCAAUGUGGGGAACGGAGCAGGCGGUAUUGGAUGCUGCCUGGGGUAGCCCUCAAGCGGACGACCCGUUCUCACCUGCUAAUGGUCACUUUGACGACACGAUGGGAACCAAGAGGCCUCAGGGCGGAGAUGCAUUUGAUCCCUUCGGGGAGGAGGACGACGGCUUCCAAAAUUUUGCCACUGGGAAGCUUUUUUCCGAGCCUCCUGACGAAUUUGUAGCAGUUGAAAACUUUUCUCCGCCCACCUUCUCAGGGAACAGAAACCAAUCCAAUGCUCAUGCAAAUGUCUUCGAUACAUACUACCACCCUCCCAACUCCUCCCAGAAAUGGGCAGCAUAA
Seminavis robusta is the source of this 5997-nucleotide messenger RNA. The record is from the annotation of a GenBank genome assembly. Lineage: Eukaryota; Bacillariophyta; Bacillariophyceae; Naviculales; Naviculaceae.